CGGCGUUUCACAACUAACGAUGUGAGUAGCCAGUGCCCCGGCGUCUGCCAUGGUGCUGUGAAUCCUCCAAUAGCCUGCCCAGAUCCCGUCAACGCCGGUCCCAUCGUCAAUCCGCCGCCAUCGAGUGGCAUACAACAGGACCUAAACGCCGUUUCCCUUCCUGUGCACGGUGCCGGUCCAUUGACGUUACAUUUUCGUAAAAUCAUGACUGGAGAUAUCAAUGUAUCUCCUCAAAGCAUGGACUGUCGGGCCUCCAUGUCGGCCAUCAUUUCCUCACGCAUGAUCUCUGCCAUCUCAUUGGCGGCUUGCGCGUCCAGGCUUUGUCGUUGUGGUUUGAUCUCUUCUGGUUCCUCGACCAGCCCGUAUCUCUCACUCAAGUUCUCGGUCGGGAUAACGGUCUCGCAGUGACACUUGUUAUUGUAUCCUGAAUUGUGCUGGGCCGAGGAAUACUUGACAGUCAUCUGGGUUGGCGAGGUUCUGCCGUCGCUGUGCUCUUGCGAGAUGAGAUUGCCUGGGCAAAGACCCGAAUGUCUUCUGGUGUGGUUGCGAGGACGAGGAAGCUCUGUCGGCAUGCAGAUAUCUGGACAGAAGCUCUCAUAACCUUCAUCUUCACUGUGGUGAGAAUGACUGCGGGUCAGGAUGAGGUUCUGAGACGAUCGCCGCAUAUGGCAUUUCGAGCAGAAUGGCUGUGGAGGGGUGUGACUCUGGGAUAGCCUCCUCAGGCGUGGGUGAACUGCUCCAGGCAUCUCCGUCUGACCUAGACAAUGUCAGAAACCGUUUGACUGGGCGGGCACAACGAACUUACUUGGUGAGCGAGCAAUAUCUGCUUGAGCGUCCGUCCAGUCCACACCCUUCUCACGCGUUGGAAGGGCACCAUUGAACAUCUGAGCGAACGGGUCGUAUUGUACCAUAUUGGGUAAAGUCCCAAAGAAUGAGUGAUGUGGUUGGUUGGGUGAUGAUGUGCUAGACUUGGGUGUCUUUCUGGAUUGGUGAGAUGAUGAGCCGUUGUCCAGACAGUGUCUCGAAGGCCCAUUUAUGGAUUUCACAAAAGCAUUGGUCUGGGCGGAGACAGGGGUGGCAUUUGAGACUGCCACCGGCGAUUACGAAAUGAACGCAGCAGGACUCCGCUCCGCUGCCAAUGAGCCUGCCUUGCUCGAAACAAGGGACAGUUCAGGAGUGUUUCUCGAGCCAUCUGGUGAUGGCCAGAUAUGGCGGGAAAUACGUCUAGGGCAGCUGACUGCAUCAAACCACGGCACGCUUCCAGCGGAAGAUUAUCGACAGAGGCACCCGAAAGCCACUUCUACGGGUACGAGGCUGAACCUUUCAGGGUCGAAACAGGCGUCAUUGGUCCUACGGCACCCGCCGAUAUGGGGAGCAGGGGAGCAAGAGCCACCACACGCCACUCGCCAUAGGGAAUUCGCCCACCAAACGAGCUCUGUCACUCCACCAUGGUAAAAUAAAUUGGCUCAUGGCAGCACCUGCGAGUUUCCUGGUCGAACAGCAUCUCGUUUUCCCAUAGGUCGGGUACCGACUUCCACGACGUUUUCCUUGGAUAGCAACCUAAUCUCUAACAACAUUCAUGUCUCGUAAUUGACAGGGAUGUAUGAUUCUUCCUCUUCUGAAUACAGCUGCCGAUACAUGCAAGUUUCCGCCAUAACAGACGGAGUGGAUUGUGCCCAGGCCAAUCUGCGGGUAUGUCCCGUACAGGUCCCAAGGACAUGAGGGGUUUCCGUCACAAACGUCAAUAAUUACUUGAUGCCGCCUCAUAAAGCCAGGCAAAACGGGCACGUAGGGGGAAAAAGCCUCAUUGAUACCGACUCGAUGGCUUGACAUUAUCGUUCGCUCUUGCAACUCGGCGACAUUGCAGGUAGUUCGGGAGAAAAUGACAACUAGCAGCACUUCAGCACACUAGAUGUUGCAGAAUCUUCUGGCGUUCUACUCGCCUUUGCGAUUUCUUACAUCAUUCGGCAGCAACUGUCCGUGUUAUUCUCGGCAGACACUCCCUCCCUGCAGGAGGUGUUGCAUUCCAAUCAGGUCUGUUUUCGGGUCUGUAUUCGGCUCUUCGAGACAACUGUUAGAUUUGUCUGCAUUCCGCACCUGACUAGCCCUCUCUUCAAGCUUUAAUUAAAAGCUUCCUUCAGAGAUGAUAUCAUGUGCAAAAACAUGGUCUUGUACAGGACAUGACUGUCCCCACACAAAGGUCAUACCAAGCUGAGAGUCAAGCAGGUACUCCUUGAACGCUCAUGCCGCAGAAAGCUCGAGAUCCACUUUCACGCAUGAGGGUUGACGGGAUCGGUGUCAGUGUCAGGUGUUCCAGCAGAACUACUUCGGUCUUACCCCUACAGUGUUGACUGUCUUGUAAUCUGCACCAUGUCGUCGACUCGAUGGUCAUACUGAUCCAGAGGAAACAAGCAGCCUCCCAGGAUGCAAGGAUCCUGCCUCUGAUGACGGUACGUCGGUCUCAAGUUACUGACCAUCACCAGACCUGAUACAUCAACACCUUUCCAAAGACGAAGUGUGCACGUAUUAAUCGCUGCCGAUCUAACUGAGGCAACUCUUCGUACACUGGGAUCUCGCUGUUACAAUACCUGAUGGUCAGGAGAGGUCUCGUGAGUCCAGCAGCAGUAAGGCAGGACUCUGGGUACAACAUCAAGCAGAAAACCACUCGAGCUUGGGGACAAAUUUUGGUAACACGUGUUACGGGCUAUGACAUACACAGUACUGUAGGUUGCAGAUUCUCCCGCUUCUAGCUUCUCCCGAUUGUAGUCUCAUACGACUAACCACCCUCUUGCAACUCCUUGCUGUCCUGCAUCGUGAACUCAGCUGAUCUUCUAUCGACCGCGUUGGGAGAAGGAAUCCGCGAGAUUUAGCAGCGAUGUGUAAGGAUAGGGUCGCUCGCAUCUGACUUUUGAAACCCUGGGAGUGUCUGAUAGUCUCUCCGAGCGACUGCGAGGGAAGACCGACACAUUGCCCAGCGGCAUAGAGGUUCCAUGUUCGCUUCCAUCAGUAUCAGUGGUAUGAACCCGGGUGUAACAUAGUAACAUUGGUCAUCAGUCUACUUACGCCAAUCAUCGUGUAUGCAGGUCAUUGCAGCCGAAGAAAGUUCAGAGCGAAGAAACAGUUCGCUUCAAGACAACAUGCACCACAUAACAUAACAUAACACAGAUCAGGAGAGCACUGGUUCUUUGUCGUAACCCAUUGUUGUUGAUGUUGGCAACUCUUCAAAACACCCCAGCAUGAUAUUUACUCCCUACUACAAUUCAUCUAUCAUCUAGGUGAAGCGCAUUAAAGGCUUAUGAUACCUUGGCUUUUACAUCCUACCCCUACCAUCACUCCCACCACGACUAGACUUGUGGGACAUAUCCAAGAGGUGGAAUGAGGAUAACGAAAAGAAAACCGACGGGAGGGAGAACACGCAGGACGGACAUUCAUACAGAAUAUGUUUGUUGAAACUUGGUUUGAUUAGAGCAAACUAUCUGAAGCUAUUGUAGGAAUGCCAGAGAUAUGCUUGUGAGUUCUUUUUUGGUGGGUUUGAGAAGUAACGCUAGCCCUUGAGACAGCUCACGCCCGUGCAGCAAGUAGAAAACGCC
Molecule: messenger RNA, 3590 nt
Organism: Exophiala xenobiotica
Lineage: Eukaryota; Fungi; Ascomycota; Eurotiomycetes; Chaetothyriales; Herpotrichiellaceae
Exons: 2
Coding region: 1036-1455 (139 amino acids)
Source: RefSeq, a predicted model, not a curated record